CAGCCCAGUCGGCCUGGGCAGCCGGCUUCCAAACUCGGGCCCCGGGCGCCUGCGCGGCGGCGGCAGCAGCGACUAUGGCGGCGGAGGAGGAGGUGGACUCGGCAGACACGGGCGAGAGGUCAGGAUGGCUAACUGGCUGGCUGCCCACCUGGUGCCCUACAUCUACAGCACAUCUUAAAGAAGCUGAAGAGAAAAUGCUGAAAUGUGUCCCCUGCACAUACAAAAAGGAGCCUGUUCGUAUAUCUAAUGGAAACAAAAUAUGGACACUGAAGUUCUCUCAUAGUAUUUCAAAUAAAACUCCGCUUGUCCUCCUCCAUGGUUUUGGAGGAGGUCUGGGACUCUGGGUGUUGAAUUUUGGAGAUCUUUGCACCGAUAGGCCUGUCUACGCUUUUGACCUGCUGGGCUUUGGACGAAGCAGUAGACCCAGGUUUGACAGCGAUGCGGAAGAAGUGGAAAAUCAGUUUGUGGAAUCCAUUGAAGAGUGGAGAUGUGCCCUAGGGUUGGACAAAAUGAUCUUACUUGGUCACAACCUGGGUGGCUUCUUGGCUGCUGCUUACUGUCUGAAGUACCCGUCGAGGGUGAGUCAUCUAAUUUUAGUGGAGCCUUGGGGUUUUCCUGAGCGACCAGACCUUGCUGAUCAAGACCGACCCAUUCCGGUGUGGAUCAGAGCCCUGGGAGCAGCACUGACUCCGUUUAACCCUUUAGCUGGCCUCAGGAUUGCAGGGCCCUUCGGUUUAAGUCUGGUGCAACGUUUACGACCGGAUUUCAAACGGAAAUAUUCAUCAAUGUUUGAAGAUGACACUGUGACGGAGUACAUCUACCACUGCAACGUGCAGACUCCAAGUGGGGAGACAGCUUUCAAGAACAUGACAAUUCCUUACGGGUGGGCCAAAAGGCCCAUGCUGCAGCGCAUCGGGAAGAUGCACCCAGACAUUCCCGUGACAGUCAUCUUCGGCGCCCGCUCCUGCAUCGACGGCAACUCUGGCACCAGCAUCCAGUCCCUACGACCGCACUCCUACGUGAAGACCAUCGCUAUUCUUGGAGCCGGGCAUUACGUGUAUGCAGAUCAACCUGAAGAGUUCAAUCAGAAAGUCAAGGAGAUCUGUGACAGCGUGGACUGAGCGCGGGGAGGCUCCGGCGGAGCUGCUGGCCGGCAGGACUCCUCAGCAGCGAUCCCCGUCUACGUCGAGGAGAGCAAGUGUAAGAACGAGGCGUCUUCCCGACUGUCCCGGGCACAUGUCUUCUUUAGGAAGUCACUUGCACACUCACACCAAUUAGUGCCUUCUAAAGGAACAGCUUUCUCCUAUACAAAAUUGAAAUGCACAAGAGUCUCCAAACUUAAUAGCUUUAAAUAAAGGGUUAUUGUCCCUCUGAUGUACUGAAAAAUUGUUAGUUUUUCAAUGAAAAGUUUUUUUUUUUUCAUUUUUAUCUAACUUUGCUAGCUGAUUACCUUUAAUAUUGCAGUCUAUAAUUGCCAAUUUAAAAAAAUAAUUUCAGGGUCGAUUAUGUUAUAUAUUAUGUAGGUGCACUUUAUUUUCCUUGUCUGUGUGUUUGUUCAGUCAAAUAACUGAUAUAGUGCAUCCAAAUUCAAUGUGUUUCUAUGUAAGCAUUUCUAUUUUUUUCCUUUGGAAUACUUCAUUUUUGAAAUGGAGUAAAAAGAUAAGUUUUUGGCUCACAGGAUGGGAAUUAAUCACUAACAUGAAUUUUUUUGGUUUUUCUCUUUUUUAUAUUUAAGGCUGCAAAGCCACGUUCAGCAUUUUAAAUGUAGCUCAAUGCUGCACAGUCGCAGCUAACCCCUGGAAAUGUGUACAUGUCACUGAAUUUUCUACUUCUAAUGAAACAUAUCAAUUCUUAAAUGACUCAUAUACUGAAAAGCCUUAACUAAAAGCCUGUCCUGUUUUAUUCCCCGUUGAAACUGUUCCUUUCUAUGAACCAGGGCCUAGCACCUGGGUCAGCUCUCCUCAGGUAAGCUGGAAUCUCAACAUUGUCUCACUCCUGGCAAGCAAGGCAUGUCAUGUUCUCAUUAACAUCCAAAUCUUGUACAGGCUGCUAAAACUGGAUUACGUUUUUACCACUAAAAUAUUAAAAUGGGUGGUGCUGUUAUGUCCCAUAGCACAUGAAAUGAGCUAGAACUUGGGUUUAUUUUUUAAUUAGGAGUAUCAUGUUGACUGAAUCAUUUAAAUACUUGAAGUUAAAGUGCAAAAAUGACAUAGUGUGGAUUGAACUGUUAGUAACUGCCAUCAAGCAUAGCACUUGCUUGAGAUUUUAAAGAGAGGAAAUCUUUGAAGCUGUGAAAAAGCUCCAUUUGUAACUGGCUGCUGGGGAAAACCCUCUAAAAAAGGAAAUUGAGAUGAAUUGUCUGCCACAAGGCAUGUUUGCCUUGGGUCCUGCUGCCUAUUUGUCUAGGAGAAAGGCAGGUUAUAUAAAUAAACAGUGAACUAGAGCAUAUAAUGGGUUAAUGCUUUGGGUUAUUGCACUUUUAAAAUGGUUAAUUAGGAAAUUUAAGGUUGCAUCACUGUUGAUUAACUGCCAGAAAGACUGAAUGUGCUGUUUUCAGCAUUACCUCCCCAACGAAGGCAUAGGCAAAUAAUACUGAAGCCUGGCCAAAAGCUUCCCAAUGAAGCGCGUGUCUCCUUUGUCAGAUUAACUAGGUUAGUGCACGCAGGCAACAUGGGAAUCAAGAUGGGCCAUCUGAUGUCUCAAGAACAAAAACAGCUGAUAGUAGCAUCUUAGAUGGCCAAAUCCAGAGCUGUAAGUGGCACAAACAAUUAAGGUCAUUUUUUUGGAAGCACUCUUCAGUCUUUCUUAAUUAUCCUUUGCGGGGUAGAUGCCAGUUGUCAAUUGUACAAGGUUUCUGCGUGGGAAACUUGGUCCCUUGGAGGUAAAUGACUUGUUUCACUUAGUGAAUGGGGUUUAUGACCACAGGUGUGCCAAGUGAUUCAGGAAAAACGUAUACCUAACUAUCCAAUGAGACUUAUUUCUCUGCUGACUGAAUCUACUGUAUUUGAAAUAUGUCAUAAUUCUUGAACAGUCGCAUUUUACCUUGAGGUAUUUGUAAUUUUCUGAACAUUGAACAAGCAGAAAAUCACAAUCCCAGAAUUCUUACAAAUACAGUGGGUGCUAAAUGUUUUCUUAAAAUUCGAUUGCAGUAUUUGGUGUUGCUAAGUUACACACAAUGUAUUUUAACAAAUAAAAUUUGCUGUGGUGGUCACAAA
Messenger RNA from Ochotona curzoniae (black-lipped pika), 3215 nucleotides. It is a transcript of the gene ABHD5, whose product is annotated as abhydrolase domain containing 5, lysophosphatidic acid acyltransferase. The record is from RefSeq and is a predicted model, not a curated record. The transcript is spliced from 7 exons. Gene Ontology annotation, cellular component: lipid droplet. Gene Ontology annotation, biological process: positive regulation of triglyceride catabolic process; negative regulation of triglyceride storage. Lineage: Eukaryota; Metazoa; Chordata; Mammalia; Lagomorpha; Ochotonidae. The coding region runs from base 75 to 1121 and encodes 348 amino acids.